UGACAAGUCGACCACCAACUCAUCUAUUUGUUGGGCAUUCUGCUGCUCAGGCUCUUGCGAUUCAAGCCUCACUCGUACAACCUUCAACAUGUCCCAGGUCAAGACCGUUCUCUCGAACUUGCGCGACAAAAUAUCUACUCAUAAGCAUGAACUUACUCAAUCACUCUCACGAAACGGCGAGAAGAAUUAUCGGGGCGGUUCAGAGAAGGAUGUUGCCCGGAUAAUUGGGGAAGAACAGGACUGGUCCAGCAGCGAGGAGGACGCGACGGACUUCCCUCACCAUGGCCAAACGGCGAAAAGUCUGGAUGAAUUCCUGGACAACGAUGACCCUCCAGAAGUCAAGCAACGCUACGGCAAAUUACCCUUGAUGCAAUCACAAGAUGAAGGCCCUGCCAACGACAUAUGGCACACUCAGUGGACUCCCUUAACAGCCGUGGAUACCAGCUACAUUGGCAAGGAGAUCGCUUUUCGCGCCCGAGUCCACGUAGUUCGGCAUAUGAGUGCAAAGCUCGCCUUUGUCAUCUUUCGAGAACAGACAACUACGAUACAAGGUGUCCUUCGGGCAGUUGAAGGUGGCAUCUCCGAGAACAUGGUGCGAUGGGCAGAGCAUAUUCGAACAGGUUCGAUUGUGACGGUCAAAGCCACAGUCAAGGAGCCUGAACAGACGGUCAAGAGCACAAGCACUCACCAUGCUGAACUUGAUAUUCACGCAAUGCACGUUGUCUCUGCUCGAGAAACCCCGGUCCCUUUCAGCGUCUAUGAAGCGGAUGCUGCAACUGAUGGCCAUUCGAUAGCGGACCGAAUCAGGUUGUCGAACCGAGUAUUAGAUCUGCGCACCCCCUCCGCGCAAGCAAUCUUCAGAGUCCAGUCGAGCGUAUGCAGAACCUUCCGAAACUACCUUGAAGAUCACGGGUUUUUGGAAAUACACACCCCAAAAUUGCAAGGCGGUGCAACUGAAGGUGGAGCGGACGUGUUCAAGCUCAAUUACUUUGGCCGACCGGCUUUCCUUGCUCAAAGCCCACAACUUGCCAAACAGAUGUGCAUUUCGGCCGAUUUUGGAAAAGUGUUCGAGGUUGGUCCUGUCUUCCGCGCAGAGAACUCAAACACUCCGAGACAUAUGACGGAAUACACUGGCUUGGACUUGGAGAUGGCUAUUGACCGUCAUUAUCACGAAGCAAUGUGGCUGAUCGAUGCAACCUUGAAAGAAAUUUUCAAGACUCUGUAUGAUCGCAAUAGAAACGACAUCGAUCGGCUAAAGCAGCACUUCCCACACGACGAUCUGAUCUGGCUCGACGAGACACCACGACUUACCUUCGCAGAAGGCGUCAAACUGCUCAACGAGUCAGGAUGGACUAAUGACGACGGAAGUCAGCAGUCUGAGUAUGACGAUCUGCCGACCCGAGGUGAGCGGAGGCUAGGAGAACUGGUCAAGGAGAAGUACCACACUGACUACUAUAUUCUCGACAAAUUUCCAACAGCUGCCCGACCCUUCUACACCAUGCUUGAUCCCAACAAUGACAAGGUCACAAACUCUUUCGACUUUAUGGUCCGAGGACAAGAAAUACUGUCAGGCGGGCAGCGGGUUCACGAUUACAAGCUUCUGAAAGAACGGAUGGAGGCUCAGGGCAUGGAUCCAAACGACCUCAAGGAGUAUAUGCAGGCCUUCGAGUGGGUCGCACCACCUCACGCAGGUUGCGGCAUCGGUCUUGAGCGUUUGGUGUCUCUGAUCUUGGGCCUUGGAAACUUACGAUAUGCAACGCUAUUUCCUCGAGAUCCAAAGAGCUUCCCAGCAAAACCAGAACCCAACUUACGACAUCCCGAUGAUAAUACGUUACACAGACCAAAAGGUCGCCUUCCACCGCUCGAGAAUCUGGUUGCAAACUACGGCGAUGCUACAAACACAUCCUGGAUGGAUGAGAGGUUCCAGAUUUGGCGGGAUGAGAAGACAGGUGCCGCCAUCGCAUAUGUUCCAACCCACGAUCGAGCCAUUUGUCCUGGAAACCCCCUUUGCGAUGCGCGUCAGCUGGAAGACGUCAUCAGUGCGUUUCUUACUUGGCUUCGCCGCGAGACCCGUCUCCGACCUCUCUUUGUUCUCGUCAGCAAAGAGGUUGAAGAUGUUCUUGGCGACAGCCUGGGAUGGAGAAGCUUCACGAACGUGGCAGAACAGCGGGUCAACCUGGCCAAUAACGAGCACUUGAACGUCGACGCUGAUGUGGAUCGAAAGAUUAGACAUGCCACAAAGGAAGGGGUCAAGGUGACCGACUAUGGCAGUGAAGUGCCUGAUGAGUUGCGCCACAAGGUGGAAGAACGCAUCAAAGAAUGGCAAAGCAGCCGGCAGGGCCCACAAGUCCAUUUAAGUGAGAUUACUCCUUUCACAGAUGCGUCGCAUCGUCAAUAUUUCGUCGCCCAGGACGGCGAUGGCAAGGUCCAUUCCCUGGUGGUGCUUGCACAAUUGGCACCCAGGUACGGAGUACAAGUCAAAUGGGCUCUGGAUUUUCCUGGUGCGGCCAAUGGAAGUAUCGAAUCGACGGUUCUGACCGCGCUGAAGGCCGCGGCAGAUGCCGGCUACAAGUCGUGUACUUUCGGAGCUGGCGCGACCGCGAAACUGAGCAGUGGUCAUAAUGUAGGAGGGGCGAAGGAGGCCACCUUGAACUCACUGUAUCAGACGCUGGCGGCUCGGUUCAAUCUGGACAGAAAGACCGGCUUUCGGGCGAAGUUCAACACUCUGGACGACGCGCUGUACCUUUGCUACCCUCCCCGGGGCCUAGGACCAAAGGGAGCACAAGCAAUUGUCGACUUCUUCCAAGGUGGUGACUAGACGAGGUUGCGGGAGCCGUGCCUGCACCGGC
Molecule: messenger RNA, 2849 nt
Organism: Exophiala xenobiotica
Lineage: Eukaryota; Fungi; Ascomycota; Eurotiomycetes; Chaetothyriales; Herpotrichiellaceae
Product: aspartate-tRNA(Asn) ligase
Exons: 1
Coding region: 89-2818 (909 amino acids)
Biological process (GO): aspartyl-tRNA aminoacylation
Cellular component (GO): cytosol; aminoacyl-tRNA synthetase multienzyme complex; cytoplasm
Molecular function (GO): aspartate-tRNA ligase activity; ATP binding; RNA binding
Source: RefSeq, a predicted model, not a curated record